This is a messenger RNA of Paramisgurnus dabryanus, 5519 nucleotides long. RefSeq names its product ubiquitin domain containing 1b (gene ubtd1b). Lineage: Eukaryota; Metazoa; Chordata; Actinopteri; Cypriniformes; Cobitidae. Gene Ontology annotation, molecular function: protein binding. The record is from RefSeq and is a predicted model, not a curated record.
CUAAUUCUUGGGGGAGGGGCUCUAGCGGGGCCACGUGACCAGCAUGCGCAUGCCCGGUGCUCCCUGUAACAUGAACUAGUUGGAAAUAUCAGAGGGAAGAGGUAGAUUACCGUAAUAAAGAACUAAGACUGAACUUGUAGAUUCGGGAUACAGCCCGUGCUCUGGCUAGCUGCUCUAAGUUAGCUCGUUGGAUAAAGCCCGAAAUAACUCGCGCAAGUCCCGUGCCAGAGAAAGGAAAGAGCAUCGCGAGCUGUGCGCGAGACCCUUGAUCAGAAUUUUUGUUUAAACUUGCUUCUUUUAUUGUUUAAUUAUUUCAAACUUUCAUUGAAAGUUCUCUAUGUAUAAAUAAUCAGCAUAUGUGUAAUUAGAAAAAAAAAAUAUUUUUUAUCUAGUAAUACACUGGGAGUAUAUAACUUUAUGUACUGUAAAUGAAAUAUCGAAAGUUCUUCAAAGUUGUUUUGAGAAGAAAGUAAACCUGUAUAACCCUCGAUGCCAUCUCAAGGUGAGGUGGUUAAUGAAAAGGUGGUGUCACUUACCAGCUAACAUCGCAUCUACUGCGUGAUAUGGACUAAAGACGUCAACAGCAAACACAUGUUGACGUAUGCUCUUCUAUCAAUAUUUAUCAAGUAAUUUUAGUUGUCGUCUUACAAUGUGGUCCAUGUUUGAUUGACAAUCAUGGGAGGAUGCGUGGGGAGAGAACAAGCGGAGUCACGCGGAAACGGCGCGAGGGCGCACAGGAAACGUGGAGGUCGUAAUGAGCCCCUGAAAAAAGACAAGCCAAAGUGGAAGAGCGACUAUCCCAUGACGGAGGGCCAGCUCCGCAGCAAGAGAGAUGAAUUCUGGGACACGGCCCCAGCAUUUGAUGGACGGAAGGAAAUCUGGGAUGCCCUGAAAGCUGCAGCUGUGGCUUUAGAGUGUAAUGAUCAGGAGCUGGCUCAGGCUAUAGUGGAUGGAGCCAACAUCACAUUACCACAUGGAUCCCUAACAGAGUGUUAUGAUGAACUCGGCAACCGGUACCAGCUCCCAGUAUACUGCCUGGCACCGCCUGUCAAUCUGAUCACGGAGAGAAGUGAGGAAGACCCGUCGGACAACCCUGAGCCCCAGACAGCACAGAAGAAAGAGUUCCAGCUAAAGGUACGCCUCUCCACCGGCAAAGACGUACGGUUGAACGCCAGCAUGGCCGACACCAUUGGCCUCCUCAAAAAGCAACUGCACGCUCAGGAGGAUAUUGAUGUCGCCCACCAGCGCUGGUUCUUCUCUGGAAAGCUCCUCACAGACAAGACACGCCUGCAGGACACCAAAAUCCAGAAGGACUUUGUUAUCCAGGUCAUUGUGAACCAGCCAUUAACACCAACUCAAUAAGACGCAGCUGAUGAAUUUACAGAGACAUAAAGGACCAAUAUGAAAAACACAAAGUUUUGCACAAAAACGGACAGCGACUUUAAGAAGAAAUGGAGAAUCUUUGUCUAUCAUUAAAGAGAAAAUUACGAUUAUUAGACUUGUUGCUCGAGUCAAUCGUGCUGUAAAAAUGCGUUUCUGGGGUGAACUUUUGUAAGGAUAACUCCACGAUUCACAGCUAGACACUCAAGCCCUUCUCAAAUCCGACAUCUGGGAAAACAAAUAAACCAACCUAACGUGUUGCAUCUGUGCUAACUUGAGCAAAAGUGCCAAGGCAAAUAGCUGCAGUGUCGGUUUUGGUUAAAAAGCACAUUGCUUUCAAUCCCUUGACUAUGCAUAUCCUGCAAGCUUUAGGUUUACUGUAUCUACGUGGUCCUCUUAAAGUGAUUUCACCUUGUAAGAUUCAUGUAAGUUGAGCUUCAUUUUGCACACUUUAAAAAAGUAUCGUAGUCGUGCCUUGAAAGGAGAGUAGGUUUUUAAAUGCUGUUUUUAUUUUGCUUAUAAAGGCUUUUUUAGCCUGGAGGUGGCUAAACGGGCUCACAGACACAUGCUUUGUGUUUUGUAACUGAUGUCUUUGAACACAAUCCAAUACUUGCUAUGCAAUCUUUAAACAAUUGGGGAAAAAGAUGCUGAUAUCGUUCACUUCUCAACCCGUUUAUCUGAUGUAGCUAAUCUAAAACUUAAAUGUUUUUAUAAAGCAUGCUAUCGCAAGGUCAUGACAAGUGAGAGUGCAUAAAUAGAUCACUGUCAUACACUUGCAGCGAUGCUGGAUGUCUUGGAGUAACCGCAUCUUUAUCUCCUGAGACUAUCAAACUAAAGUGUCCUACUUUUUGGUGAGCCAUCCGAUUUCCAAUCAUAGAUUGCUGCAUCUUAAUUGGAUAGUUUAGCCAAAAAUUUAAAUUUCUUCAUCAUUUACUCACCCUUAUAUUGUUCUGAACCUGUAUGAGUUUCCUCUGUUCAUCACAAAAGAUGAUAUUUUGAUUAAUGAUGGUAAGCACACGAAAGUCAAUGGAAAUCUUCUUUUGUGUUCAACAGAAAAAAAAAACUCAUACAGGUUCAGAACAACAUGAGAGUGAGUAAAUGAUGACCACAUUUUUUUGCUUUGUUUUGUCUGUUCCUCUUUUGGGGGAACUGUGGGAGGAGCUAUAAGUGCUCAGGCUGCAGUCAAAACAUCAAAUGACUAUAGAUCCUUUUUUGUAUUUUAUAUUCUGUACUAUUCCAAUCUUUACUCCGCUUGUUUUUAAAUGACUUAGACCAAGUUUCACAAACAAGACUUAGAUUAAGCCAGGAUUAGGCCUUUUACAAAAGUGAUAAAAUAAAAAUUACUAGUGUACAUCUUAAGACAAAACAAUGGGACGUAUAUACAUUUUAAGAUGUGUUGGGGCUAGUUGUAACUCAAACAUCCAUUUAGUCUAAGACUAGGCUUAGGCCUUGCCUGCGAAACCAGGCCCUAGUAAGAUGUUUUUUACUUGUUUCUUCAAAGUGGCUGUAUAAUUGGCUUAAAAGCUAAUAAUUUAUUGUUUAGCAUAUUCUAUAGCUAAAUAAACACAUACAUGGUAUAGUUUACCCUUAGCAUCAGUUUUAAAAUCCGUCCCAACAUUUCUGUAGCAUCUAUGGCAAACAUCAAAACAAUUGUUUCCCCGGAUUUGCGUCAUAUUGUGAGUUGGUCUCUUAUAUGCAGUCUAUUAACACAGAAAACAAUUCUGAAAUUCAAUAUUUGAUAGGUUUGUGAGGUUACUGUGAAAGUCAAUGGGACAUCUGUUUUUUUUUUUUGUAGGCGUCAAAUGUAGGUGCAUUAAGGGGAGAGUUCACCCAAAAAUUCAAAUUCUGUCAUCAUUUAUUGACCUUUAGGUUGUUUUAAACCUGAAUAAAUAUUUUUGUUCUGCCGAACAUAAAGGAACACAUUGAGCAAUUUUGGGGCACCAUUGACUUUCGUAGUUUUUUGCCUACCGUAAUAUGAAAGUCAAGGGUGCUCUUCUUGAUUACAAACAGAACAAAGAAAUGUAUAUAGGUUUGAAAAAAAAAAACUUCAGGGUGAUUAAAUGAUGUCAUUUUUUGAUAUACUACUACUUUAAGCUUAAUUUUUUCUGUGUGCAGUUUUUAAAGAAACACAGCAUAAUUUUCUGUGGUUAUCAAAGUAACUGUUUAUAUAGCAUAUCUUUUAUGUAACCCAGCAUAUUUCAUUAAGUCCCUUGUAUCGUAAAGCACAAGUUCUGUGAAAACAAACAUGAGCUUUGUGUGUGUACAAGACCCACCAAUCCCCCACCAUGACAAAGACUUUAAUAGAAGCUGAUUGUUUGUAUGUAAGUGUGUCACAACUUAAGAACAUAUCAUGUAUCUUAAUAUACAUACACUGGCUGUCUGGAUAAACACCUCCAAAAGAGAGCGUAUUUCUUCCCUUCUUACUUCAGCAGAAUCUGAAACUCUUAUACUGUGACUAAAGAGUUGUAAUAAAUAUGCUGUAGUUGCUGUUGGACCUCACCGGGCUUAUUUUACAGUCUCAUACUGGCAGCACUUUUGCCAUUUACUGUAAAAACCUGUCCACAACCGCUGUUUAUGGUUAUUUACCCCAUAAACUUCUUGAAGUACAAGACUGUGCUCUAAUGAGCAGUUUUAAAUAUAAUCAAACUAUUUCUAAAUGUCUUUCAGUGGUUUGUUGUUUAAAGGUGGUGCGUGUAAAUUUUAGCGGCUUCUAGUGGUGAGAUUGCGGAUUGAAACCAAUAGCUCACCCCUCCGUUUCAAAACGCAGAUGGUAGCCGCUAAAGGACAAACAUUUUGUUGUUGUUUUUAUGUUCUGGCUGUUUUAGUUUUGGUUAUGUUGCUUUAUUGGAAAGCACUUUGGUCAACAUGAGUUUGCUUAAAAUGUGCUAUUCAAAUAAUAAACGAAACUAAACAGCGUAGGGACAAAACGCGCUCCUUAGAACAGUUGUUUCAUUUAGGGCUACUAUAAAAAUAUGACGGGGACUUCCAUGUAAGGAGACCCAUGGUGCAUUUAGAUUAAUGCUGCAUUCCAGGCAACCUGUAACCCGUAACUCACGACUUCAAAACCACGACUCCCGACUCUGAACUGGGAGUACAUCAAUCUAGUACGAGUUCACGGGUGGGAAGUCACGGAUUUGACUGCCGUUCCAGUGCACUUUCACCGGUAGAAGGAUGUAAAAACACGAGUUACAGGCUGCCUGGAACGCAUAAGGUCGUGAGUCGUGGUUUUGAAGUCGUAACUCACGGGUUUAAAAACCUGCCUGGAACGCAGCAUAAAACUGCUCAUUAAACAAUACAGUUCAUUAUGGAAGGUCUUUAUACACCACUGAUAAUAUAGCUAGUUAGAUUAUAUUGCAUUUCGGUUAAGAGAUUCUACUAAAAGUUACACAAUGCACCUUUAAUAUAAACGUAAAUCCCUUUAUUUGAUAUUUCAGUUUUUGUAUUGCAAUGUCAAUAGACUCAAGUCUAAAAGUAAUAGAAAUGGUUACUGUGAUGCAUGCAAUGAUGCACACAAUAAAAGGUGAUAUCAAAUGCUGGUAUUUAUGGAUGUAGAUUAUUCAAGAUCAGGUUUAAUUCAAGAUUCAAGUCUUCAGUGUUUAAAUAGUAAUUGAUUUUUUUGUUUCUAUGUUAUAUUUGUUUAAAUGUUUGUCAUGUAUGACUGAUGCUGUAUGAAUUAGGGUCUUUUUUAGGUUAUUUGCUUUUUUGGAAUCUUGUUGUGUCUCGUGAAAUGACGUUUACAUGAAGGGUGUGUAAACUGAAAGACUGUGGAAGCUGCUAGAAAGCCAUAGCUGUCAAUCUUUCUCAGCCCACAAUAGUGGGACAAUAUCAGGAGACUCUACCUUGGACAUUUGUCUUUCAAAUCUUAAGACUGUAAGAAGCCAUUUAACAUUAAUCGAGCCUGCUGCGUAUGUGUUUCGUAAAAGGCAAAAUAUGAUGAACUUUUAUGUUCCUUUAAAAGGAAUUCAUGUGAAUUUCUUCUUUUAAUAUCUGUAUAUUUAGAGAUUUUAAAGAAAAGUGCGUUCUUACACGUGCUUACAGCAUGAUUUCUGAAAGUUAUGUAAGUUUACAUGGUCAUUUGUUUUUCAGAUGUUUUAAUUGUCAAAAUAAAAGUAACAACUGCUAAAGCAAACAUAUGUUUG